CGGAUUGCAAUCAACAAGCUGGCAUAGGCCGCCACACUUUUCAAACCGGCAUAUCAAUCAUGGUGACCGCAUCCUUUGCAAUCGCAUGCAUAGCGAUGGUCACCAUCACUUUGAACGACUGGAUAAGAGUAUAUGCAUACACCUCUGUCAGGAUGGGAGGAACACCUUUCUCACGUUCAACAAAACCUCAAGCCUUACUCAUGAGUAGUGAAUGGUCGUCUUUUCAGGCCCUGGAUGACGACGAUGACGACUUGAUGGGUAAGAUCGAUACGAACGAGUACGCAAUUGAAGACGACUCACAAGAACGAAAAGCUGAGAUCGGCUCAAGUCUAAAAGCCCCUACAAUUGACCGCUCUGCAGAUCCAAUUCAGGUUCCUGCUGAGUUAACCGAAGAAACAGUUCUUGGCGUCCUUAGCGCAUGUCGAGGAGAGCUAGGAACGCUGUUUGGCUACUCGGCGGAGAAUCGUGGAGUUGGUAUCACAGGCGGUGUGGAUUAUGUUGACUUGGACGGGCCUUCCGUAAUACUGUCACUAAAAGGACGCUUUUGGCAUCAGCGGACGGCUGUUCUAGAACGUGUAGGGAACUAUCUCCAGCAGCGCAUUCCAGAGAUUGUGGACGUCCAAGUGGAAGACCCGUGGCAAUUGACAGAUGCAGCGAACGAGGACUUUUGA
Molecule: messenger RNA, 671 nt
Organism: Phaeodactylum tricornutum CCAP 1055/1
Lineage: Eukaryota; Bacillariophyta; Bacillariophyceae; Surirellales; Neidiaceae
Exons: 2
Coding region: 60-671 (203 amino acids)
Source: RefSeq, a predicted model, not a curated record